This is a messenger RNA of Amborella trichopoda, 774 nucleotides long. Its product is annotated as acetolactate synthase 3, chloroplastic. Gene Ontology annotation, molecular function: acetolactate synthase activity; magnesium ion binding; thiamine pyrophosphate binding. NCBI's taxonomy places the organism in Eukaryota, Viridiplantae, Streptophyta, Magnoliopsida, Amborellales, Amborellaceae. Gene Ontology annotation, cellular component: acetolactate synthase complex. Gene Ontology annotation, biological process: L-valine biosynthetic process. The record is from RefSeq and is a predicted model, not a curated record.
GAAUUGAUGCUUUUCAAGAGACCUCUAUUGUCUAGGUAACCAGGUCUAUAAUGAAGCACAAUUAUCUUGUUCUUAAUGUUGAUGAUAUACCUAGGAUUGUUAGAGAAGCGUUCUUUUUAGCUUCAUCGGGUCGACCUGACCUUAUGUUGAUCGAUGUGCCUAAAGACAUUCAGCAACAAAUGGUGGUGCCCAAUUGGUAUCAACCCAUGAAAAUUCAUGGUUAUAUUAACCGGUUGCCAAAAAAUCCUGAACUUUCUCAGCUUGAACAGAUUGUACGUUUGAUUUUGGGAUCAAAAAGGCCUGUUCUUUAUGUUGGGGGUGGCUGUUUGAAUGCUAGUGAGGAGUUGAGGAGGUUUGUUGAGCUAACUAGAAUACCAGUUGCCAGUACUUUAAUGGGGUUGGGUUCGUAUUCAUGUUCAAAUGAUCUCAGCUUGCGUAUGUUAGGAAUGCAUGGUGCUGUUUUUGCAAAUUAUGCUGUUGAUAAAGCUGAUCUUUUGUUAGCUUUUGGGGGUUAGAUUUGAUGAUAGAGUGACUGAAAAUUGGAGGCUUUUGCAAGUAGGGCGAGUAUUGUUCAUGUCCAUAGACCUAGCUGAGAUGGGAAAAAACAAGCAACCCCAUGUUUCUCGUUGUGCUGAUAUCAGGCUGGCUUUAUGUGGGGUGAAUCAUUUGUUGGAGGAGAGAGAAAGGAGUGUGUCCGAUUUGUUCAUGGAGAGAAAGGAGUGUGGGUUUUGUGAAGCUCGUAAAAAUGAGGGGAUAGAGAUGGGAACGUGAAGA